Aethina tumida (small hive beetle) is the source of this 2540-nucleotide messenger RNA. RefSeq names its product dynein regulatory complex protein 1-like. Gene Ontology annotation, cellular component: axoneme; axonemal dynein complex. Gene Ontology annotation, biological process: regulation of cilium movement; axonemal dynein complex assembly; cilium-dependent cell motility. The record is from RefSeq and is a predicted model, not a curated record. The transcript is spliced from 6 exons. NCBI's taxonomy places the organism in Eukaryota, Metazoa, Arthropoda, Insecta, Coleoptera, Nitidulidae. Bases 30 to 2519 code for a protein of 829 amino acids.
ACAUUGAAUUUACAUUAUAUUAAACAGUAAUGGAGGGAAAUGAAGAAGACGAAAACCUAGAAAAACUUCCAAACCUCUUUUCAUCCGACCCGAAUGAACGAAAACUCGCCCGACAGCUCAGAAUUCAAAGACGUUUGGAGGCCUUAAAAAAGCAACAAAUGGAAGCGGAACACGGAGAUGUCGAGGACGAAGAGGUCAAAAACACGGUCCAACAGCAAAUCCUCAAAAGCUACGAACUGAUGGAGAAGUACAUCCAAAACUCGGAGGAGUACAUAACCAACGUGCGAAUGAUCAACGACGCCAGAGAAGUGAGCCGUCGCGAACGCGAAGGCCUCAGCAACGAGAAAAUCAUACAGCGUCUGGAGGAGGAGGCGGAAGAUGCGAAGACGAAAUUCGACGAAAUAGCGGCCAAGUGGUCCGACAUAAUGGAGUACAAGGACCCGAUGGACAUACGCGACGCCAUCCAGGAGCAGAAGGAGGCCGGCGACGUGCUGAUCGCGCAGAAGGACGAGUUCAUCGAGAUGCUGAAGUCGCAGCUCAGGAACGCCGAACAGGAUUUCAUGUUGGAUCAGCGCAAGCAAAACGAAGACAUCAGCACAUUGGCCAAGAGGAUCGAGACGCAGGUCAUAUUCAUGAGGAAGAUGUACAACCAGGAGUUGAUGCACGUGGUGCAGGCCUUGGAUGCGGAAAGGAAGCGGUUGAGGGAGGAGGCCCAGAAACGCUGGGACGCCUUGUACGAGGAACGGGACGCGCAGGAGCUGAAGACGUAUGAAGACAAGGAGGCCUCCUUGGAGCGGUUCCACGAGCAGACCAACCUGCUCAGAAUCGACUUUCAGGAAAUCUAUCGAGCCACCAAAAUUAGAAUAGAACGAGAAAUUGAAGAGCUACAGAAACAAUUGGAGAGCAUCAAAGCCCUAACUUUGCUCAACAACGAAAAACUAGACUAUAAUUAUCAAAUAUUGAAGAAACGUGAGGAUGAAAACAUCAAAAUCAAGUCGCAGCAGAAACGCAGGAUCAACAAGUUAAGGGACGUCGUCAUAGCUCUAAGGAAGAAGAACCACGAAUACGAAGAGAACUCUCUAAACAUGAUCAAAAAACUUGAGGAUGAGAUCAAGAAGUUGAACGUUUGCAUCUUGGAGGUGGAAUCAAAAGCUGAUCACUUCGCCAUCAUCAACGACAAAAAGUUCCACAUGGUUCUGGAGAUGAACAAGAAGGAGGCCGAGAAAGUUUUGAGACGUAUUCAAGAGGUGGACAAAAUUUUACACGCCCAACAAAUGGGGGAGGAGUGGCAACCUUUCGAGGUCAACUUACGGUUCGUCUACUACGACAAAUUGAGGAACAGACGGGACAGCUCAGCUAAACUGACCACUCAAACCAAAGACCAAGACGAUGAGUCGUUGACGUCGGCAGUUUUGUCUACAGAAGCACUUAGCACAAAGAAAACUGCCAGCAUGAUGCUGGACUGGAAACAAACCACAGACUCAUCUCAAUAUUGCAGCUUGGUGAAGAAGAUUUUGUACAAAGUUGCUGACCACACUGGAUUUCUGACCGAGGAGAAGCUGAUGAAGGUGUUGGAACCUUAUAUUGAUGUACAGAAGUGCAUCGUCGGCUUAGAUACUACUUUUGAGGCUCUUGGCGUUAACAACAAGGACGACAUAGAUUUGUUGGUGCAGUGUUUCCUGCCUUACACCUACUGCGUUAUUUGCCAGGAGGACGAGAAAAAGCUGGAAAGUGAACAAUUUUUGGACGACAGUACUUCGUUCUACAGCCAGGAAAGCUUUCACAAACUUCCCAACAUCCAAGACAUGAUGGGACAGGAGGAGUUCAACGAGUCGGCCAUCACCAACGCCAUUUGGGAGCCGGACCAAACCUACACGGAAUUCGUGUUGGACAACGUGGAGGAAGGUGAACUGGAGGACCUCAGCGAGUUCCAGGAGGUGAUGGAAAAAAACUCACUGUACUCAGUCCACACAGAAACCACGGCCAUACAAUCGACCAAAAGCGCCAGGUUCAAGGAGAUGAAACCUCAGGACUCGAUGAAGAAUCCGGCGCAGAUGAACGUGCUGGAGUGCGCCAUGAAACAUCCCCUAAGCAUCAGCCCCGUUCACGUGUUGACCGCCCUGAAGAAGUUCGUCGAGGCGUUUUACUCGGGCAACAACCAGAUCAUCAAGUUAACGAUGCAGGACCGGCUGAGCAACAAACGUGAGACCAUCUCCAGACAAAUACCCAGCAUCGAAAUCAAAAAAUUCUGGGCCAGGUACAAAAAUGCGUUCCCACAGGAAAAGCAGGCGUUGUGGAGCGCCCUUUUGGCCGGCCUGAAGAAGUACCACGAGAUCCUGAAGAAGAGGAAGAUGUUGAGCGUCGAGGUGGUGCAGCUUCGUCAGCAAAACAAGGAGUUGAAGCAGAUUUUGGCUAACUACAUCCACCACGGGAAGGCCAUGGCGCCACCUUGCGGCGAGGACUCAACGAAGAAGACAAGAACCAGAAAGAAGUGUGUUUAUAAGGUUGUUAAAGAGUGAAAUAUACAAUUUAUUAUUAAA